Marchantia polymorpha subsp. ruderalis is the source of this 1218-nucleotide messenger RNA. The record is from the annotation of a GenBank genome assembly. NCBI's taxonomy places the organism in Eukaryota, Viridiplantae, Streptophyta, Marchantiopsida, Marchantiales, Marchantiaceae.
AGAAUAGAACGAGAGCAGAUGCAGUCUGAAGAUCUGCGCGGAGAAUUGGGGCGAGGAGAAUGAUUUUGCAGGUCAUUAUUCUCUCAGCGGAGCUUGUGUGCGGCUCUUGUCUCCGUCUUCGAUACAAAAUUCUGUCAGGCGUUUGAAGGCGGAAUCUCUGUGAGUGAUUGUUUUUGAUAGCGGAAUCGGAAGAGGAGCGGAGAGGGGAACGAGACGGAAGGAUUGAAGGAGGAGUGGGAGUAUGCAGGAAUUGAAAGAGACUAGUGCUGGAUCGGAGGCCGCAAAUGUGCCCAGACCGCCACCGGUUGCUUCCCCAGCAACGACGACGGGAGCUAGUAGUGUUAGCAGUAGCAAGCCUCCUCCAUCUCGAAUUCAGCAUUUUCUGAAUAGUGGCAGUAAAAAGCACGUUUUCGUUGGACUACUUAUCGUGUCAGCUGUUACAUGCGCUCCAUGGUUUCUUCUUACUUCAGGCGCAAAGCACCAGAAUCAUGCAGAUUACAUGGAUCAAGCGGAGAAAGCGGAGAAAGCACGUCAAAGCAGAUUAUCCACGUCCUCAGAUCACUCAGAAGCUAAAUAGGUUGCUCCCAGCUCCGGCUAGAUGCACCCAGGAAUCUGUUCAUACGCCUAAGGCAGAGCUUUUUUGACACGAUUUCUGCAGUAGGUGCUUUUAUCUCCAAUGGUUUCACGAUGUGCUACUUCUGGCCAUUGAUACAAGCAUCUGCACUGAUUAUUUACUUGAACUCAUUUAAAAAGAAAUUUAAGUACCUGUCACACACCCAUCGUGUGUGCUUCUAGAAAGCAAGAACUACAGCUGCAAGGCUUUAGUAACGAGAUUGAGCAGUUAUGCAUCUUUAUUUUUCUCACUACUUGAUGUGAGGCUCUUCUCUUCUUUCAUCGUCUAGUGUGUCAUCACAUGCCUUGCUUCAAAGGCGUGAAGGCGCCCACCAUGGCGCUUCAUUGGUCUCAUCAUAGCUUUACACUCAUUUCUCGUCUUGCUGCAGUUAAAAUCAGGGUUUCAGUUUGAGAAUCUAUGGAAUGGAUGUUUUAAUCCAUGCUGCAUCAAUUAGGAGCAUAUUGUUUGAUCAUUUGAGAACUGCAGUGCGGAGGGCACAACCUAUCAAGGAAGCUGCUAUGUACAUAAGAAGAAUCAGAUAUCCGAGUGAAGAUUGUUUAUCAACAAGAACCAGCUGGUUGAAUUUCGCACACCUGUAUUGUUGC